Paramormyrops kingsleyae is the source of this 2009-nucleotide messenger RNA. Lineage: Eukaryota; Metazoa; Chordata; Actinopteri; Osteoglossiformes; Mormyridae. The record is from RefSeq and is a predicted model, not a curated record.
AGAAGUAUGGUCAGUGGUCAUGGAAGUUAAGAAAAUUUUCACUGGAAACACAGACCAAGUUGGAAAACCAAAUUGGAAGCAACAACAUUUCGGAUGUCAAUACCACAGAUCUGAUUUCUGACUUUGAUGAUGUUUAUACUGGAUUAAAAAGGGAGAUUGAGACACAUUUCAAAGAAGACAAACAUGCUGAAAUCCUUAUUAAAUGGAAAGGGAAUGUUGAAAACCGACUUGAGAGCCUGAAGAAUGAGCUCAUUGAAAAAACCCUAAAACAAUGCAAAAUAUUAAUUGAAAAUAAGAGAAGUAUGACAGAACUGGAGCAGAAAAAAUCACAUUAUGAAAAAAAUCUGAUGCAAAAAAGCAAAACCAUGGCAACUUCUCUGAAGGACAAGAGGCUCACUGAUGAAGAAGUAGAAAAAGAAUUUAGUUCACUCUGGGUUGAGUGGGUAGCUGAAAUAGCUAAUGAUCAGCUGCCUGAUGAGCCAGUGCAUAUAAAAGCUGUAGUGGAGAGUAUUCUGUACUCCUGCUUCCAAAAACAAGCAGAUAUCAUGAACAAGAUUAAAACAAUAUCUAAAAAAGGAACGUUUGAAUUUACAAAGAAAAAACAUAUCAGCCAAUCUGUCAUGGCAGCAAAAUGGGAAAGUUUUAAAGAAACAUUUGGAAUGGGGACUCUCCAGGAGUUUGCUGAAAAACUCCACCGAAAUGUGAAUCACAUGGUUGAUGAAUACAUUAGGAACAAAGAAUUGGAAAAGACAGAUUUCAAUAACAAUUUCAUAUUUGAAAUACUAGAUGAGGUUGAAAGACAUAUUCAGGAAUUUGAGCGCAAUGAAAAUGUGAAAUUCACAAAUGAAUACAGAGUUGACUUGUCAGUUCUUGUUUGCCUCGGUUCUGUCCAGAGGUUUCAAAGAAUGCACGAGUCAUUCAAGAAAGCUAACAAUCCAAUAACCUACCUGCAAAGUAAAAGGAAACAGUACUUCCAGAUGUUCAAAAACUAUUGCAAAGGAGCCAACUCAGUGACAAUAUUUGCUAAGUUUUUAUUCAAAAACAUUCUGCCUGCAGUUGAAGAGGCAAUUUACAAUCAAAUUAAGUUGCAUAUCAUUGAUUCAAUGAAAUGCAACAACCCAGCAUUCAGUGGCAACAGAUGCAACCUUGAAAAUCAUAUACUGAGGCAUCUUGCAAUGCAGAAGAAUUUUGAGUUCUACGAUGAAUACAUUCACAACCCAAAGUCGUAUUUUAAAAGGUUUAUUGGUGAACAUGUGGAAACAUUUUGCAAAGACUACAAAAAACUGCAGGAGAUGUUUCGUGGGCGUCUAGAAGAAAUAAAACUUUGCAUUUUACGUAUCUGCACAGAGGUAUCUGAGGAAGUGAACCUGAAGAACGGCAAUGCAUCCACGUGGCUCGAUCAUUUCUGUACAAAACUUGGAGACCACAUGGUCAUAAACAGGCAGAGUCUGACAAGCAUUCAGGAUGAAGACAUUAGUGAUACAAAGUUUCUGAAAGAGAUGAUAGCCAAGUAUCUUGAAGAGGUGGUUAAAAGUGAAAAUAUGGAAAAGGUUGAUGCAUCUUCCCAGCAUUUACGCCUCUUAAAGCAGAAAACAACAGAGAUUCUUUUUAAACAGCUGGAAGGAUGUUGGGCUCAGUGCCCUUUCUGCAAGGCCAUCUGCACAAAUACUAUAACUAACCAUAGUGAUGACCACAGGGUUCAGUUUCACCGGGACUGUUCUGCGGACUCUGCCCUGCCUCUCCAGGCUCCUGUCCAGUCUGAUGGUGUUAAUGAGGCGCUGUCAGUGGUCAGGGACGUCUGGCAGUGUAACCAUGAUGGCCUGACUCGAGGGGAGCAGGAGCAGUUAUGGGAGCUGCUGGUGGAAUUUAAGGACAAUUUUGCCACACGGGAAGGGGAUGCUGCGGAGGAGGCUUUGCAGGAAAUGCGACGAGCUGGGAUUAUCGAGCCCUCGGACAGUGCGCCUGUGUUUAUGGUACCCAAGAAGGGGGGCACUGGCGCUUUUGUGUAG